This is a messenger RNA of Strongyloides ratti, 921 nucleotides long. RefSeq lists its product as hypothetical. Bases 1 to 921 code for a protein of 306 amino acids. The transcript has 3 exons. The record is from RefSeq and is a predicted model, not a curated record. NCBI's taxonomy places the organism in Eukaryota, Metazoa, Nematoda, Chromadorea, Rhabditida, Strongyloididae.
AUGGGAAAGCAAAUUCUUCGUGGUAUCAAACAAAGUUGGAGUGGUGGAGAGUAUUAUACUAAUGAAAAUAACAAUGAAUCUUCCAUAGCAAUGAUUGAUGAGAAAGAUCCAAAUGCUCCUUUAAUUGGAAAGACUAGUUUUAUUGAAGAGUAUUUUAUAAGAAGUACAGGAAAAUCAAUGAAAGAAACAUUUUGUUUUUCAAGUAUAUCUUACCUUGGGUUUUCAUUUAUACUUUCAAUUAUACAAUUUAUAUUUUUUAUAUACUCAACAAUAUCAUUAUUUUAUUUUGGUUGGGAAACACAAUACUCACAAGAAUCAGAUGAAUUUGGUUUUUCAAUAUUAUGUCUUUCACAUAUUUUAAUAAUUAUUGCCAUACUAUUGUAUAUAAUUGGAUUAGUUAGAAGGAAACAUUUAUUAUUAAUACCAAAUAUUAUUCUUCAUUUAUCAUUUAUUAUUCUAUCUUUUUUUAUUGCCAUAUAUACUUUGAUAUUAAUUGUUGGUGGUAUUUCAAUUAAUGUUAAUAUAUUAAUAAGAAAAAUUGAUCACAAUUCAGGAUCUCUGUCUUCUGUUAUGCAAAAUUCUGAUAAUAUUGAUAUUGGUAAAAAAAUUGGUAAUUUAAAACCAUUACUUUACAUAACUUUUGGUACAAUAAUAGUUAUGUUUAUUUUCCAACUUUUAUAUUUUAAUAUAUUAAGGAAAUGUUUUAUAAUUAUAAGAAAUGCCAAUAUGAAAAUAUUUAAUGAUUCAAAAGCAUUAACUGAAAUUAGUGAUAUGAAUGUUUCUACAAAUUCUAAUAAUGAAAUUUCAUCAUGUUCCAUUCUUGCAGAGGAAUCUUUAAAACAUAACUCUACUAUAAAAUCUUCAACACCAAUCUCUAUGUAUACAAUUUUUACUAUACUACAAUUUACGGGUUCUAUAUGA